CCCUGUUCCUCUUUCAGAGACAUGGAAACUAAGACCCAGAGAGGUCUUUUAGGUUGUCCACAGCCUCGCAGCUAGCAAGUGACGGGCUACGAUUUGAUCUUGGGCCAGGGUGUUAGACUCCAAGUUGCGUGCUCCUGUCCCUCCCCGUGAGUUGUCGGCGGAGCCCGGGACCUGCCUGGACUGGCCGAGGGAGGGGCGGACAGUCCGGGCGGGCGGGGCGGGGCUGGCGGCCGCCGGGGCCUGGCUGAGGCACAGCGGACGGGUCGGUCUUCACCUGCCGGGCAGAGCGCACGGGCCAUGGGCUGAGCCCCGCUUAGCCCGCCGGGCCGGCCAUGGGCGAUCGCGAGCGCAACAAGAAGCGGCUGCUGGAGCUGCUGCAGGCGGCGGGCACCGGCAACGCACACUGCGCGGACUGCGGGGCGGCAGACCCCGACUGGGCCUCUUACAAGCUGGGGGUCUUCAUCUGUCUCAACUGCUGCGGCGUCCACCGUAACUUCCCUGACAUCAGCAAAGUUAAAUCCGUGCGACUUGACUUCUGGGACGACAGUAUUGUGGAGUUUAUGACCCGCAAUGGGAACCUCCGUGUGAAGGCCAAGUUCGAAGCCAGAGUCCCAGCUUUCUACUACAUCCCCCAGGCCAAUGACUGCCUGGUCUUAAAGGAACAAUGGAUUCGAGCUAAGUAUGAGAGACGGGAAUUUAUGGCUGAUGGGGAAGCCAUCUCACUACCAGGUAACCGAGAAGGAUUCCUGUGGAAGCGAGGAAAGAACAACUCACAGUUUCUGAGAAGGAGGUUUGUACUUCUGGCAAGAGAAGGUCUCCUGAAGUACUACACAAAGGAAGAGGGUAAAAGCCCCAAAGCUGUCAUCAGCAUUAAGGACUUGAAUGCCACCUUCCAGACAGAGAAGAUAGGGCACCCACACGGGCUGCAGAUCACCUACAGGAGAGAUAGCCACGUCAGGAACCUGUUUGUGUAUCAUGAAAGUGGGAAGGAGAUAGUGGACUGGUUCAAUGCUCUCCGUGCAGCCCGUCUGCAGUACCUAAAAAUGGCCUUUCCUGAGCUCCCGGAGUCUGAGCUCGUGCCAUUCCUCACCAGGAACUACCUCAAACAAGGCUUCAUGGAGAAGACUGGGCCAAAGCAGAGAGAACCCUUUAAGAAAAGGUGGUUCGCCCUGGAUUCCCAUGAGCGGAGGCUGCUCUAUUACAAGAACCCACUGGAUGCCUUCGAGCAGGGCCAGGUUUUUCUUGGGAACAAUGAGCAGGGAUAUGAAGUCUAUGGAGACCUACCCAAGGGCAUCCGAGGGAAUCGCUGGAAAGCCGGACUCACCAUUGUCACCCCAGAGAGGAGAUUUGUCCUCACUUGCCCCAACGAGAAGGAGCAGCAGGAAUGGCUGGAAAGUUUGCGGGGUGUCCUGUCCAGCCCCUUGACGCCCCUCAGCCGCCUCAGUAAGAAGCAGGAACUGAUGAGUGUUAUUUUGGCCAAGGGCAGAGGACAGAAAGGGGCUUCGUCACUUAGGUUCAGCUGUGAUGCCACAAAAGAUUCCUGAUUCCUGCCUAUGCUCUUUCCACCGUCUUCUCUUCCUGCAAAAGAAAAGCACAGACACGCACAUUACUGCCAAAAAUUCUCCUCUGUCCAGCCCGUGUUCCCCUAACAGAGCCGUUCCCCAGGAGCUCUUAGAGGAGUUUGGCCCUGGCAGAACCCCUGGUGCUGUCUGUCCCCCUCGCAGUGUGGGGGCUGAGCAGCUUCUCUCUCCCUCCACCCUCCUCUCUGCUGAUCCUUUUUCUCGUGAGAAAACCCUGGCCUGUUAUUAUUAGCUAAGGUCACACCCGCUGGGCAGCUCCUGGGAUUUUUGGAUUCCUCCCCACUCCAGAGGGAAGGCUAUUUCUAGUGGCUUCUUUUCUCCGAGUCCUCCCUUCUGUCUGCUUCUCUCCUGCUCCUCCUCUUUACCCGUAGGCCUUCCUCAGUGCCGACAGCCCUGUGAAAAAAGAGGAGACAUGCUGAGCUCCAGCAGGAAACUGCUGGCCCAGGCCCUGGCUUCUGGGGCUCAAAGGAGAAUUUCUGUGUUUGGAAAAGUACAGACUGAGCAGGUGACCCCCGACAGCCCCUUGGGGGAAACCCUUGUACCCUUUGAGUCUGACCGAUAUAAACACGAACUCUCUUGACUGUCCGACAAAGGCCAAAGCCAGAGAGCCUCAGAAAGGACUUGCAAAUUGUAAGUGAGGCACUCCAGCUGGCGCUUCCUUUUCUCUCCGGGCUGCCGCUUAUGAGUUUCUUGGUUGUUCUGUCUCUGUGCCUCUGUCCCUCCACUUUUCUCUCCUUUGCUGGUGUGUGCGUCCCCUCUGAUGCCCUGGCUCUCACCCUUUCAUUGUUUUUUAUUCUGACUCCCUCUGUCUUUGUGUGUGUGU
Molecule: messenger RNA, 2403 nt
Organism: Cebus imitator (Panamanian white-faced capuchin)
Lineage: Eukaryota; Metazoa; Chordata; Mammalia; Primates; Cebidae
Gene: ADAP2
Product: ArfGAP with dual PH domains 2
Exons: 10
Coding region: 333-1544 (403 amino acids)
Biological process (GO): positive regulation of GTPase activity
Cellular component (GO): intracellular membrane-bounded organelle; plasma membrane
Molecular function (GO): GTPase activator activity; phosphatidylinositol bisphosphate binding
Source: RefSeq, a predicted model, not a curated record